AUGGUCGACGCACUCUCUACAGCCAAACUUGUCAUCUAUAUUAUUCUAGCAUUCCCUGCUGCCUAUAUCAAUCUUGAACAUGGGAAACCCGGCUUUUUGGGCUGGUUUUACCUCCAGCUCUUUUGCGCCCUCCGCCUUGUCACCGAUGUAUUGACAAUCAAGCCCGGGCUAGCGAGCGCUGAAGUCACAAUGAUUCUGAAAAGUGUCGGCCUGGCUCCUUUGCUCUUUGCAUGCGCAGGAGUUCUCCAUGAAGCGAGACUCGCGCGUGAUUCAACUAUCAACCGCAAAAAGGAGUGGAGUUAUCAAAUAUUUUACCAUUUUUUGGUCCUCGGAGCUACAGUCCUCAAUGUCGUUGGGGUCGUCGAGUACAUGACCAAGUACACCACCUCACCUGCCAGCGCCCUUACUAAGGUAGGCUGUACUCUAGCAGCCCUAGCCUGGGUGCUUCUCGCAGGCUUUUCCUUGCUUUCUCUCCGAAACCAUGUGCUUCAGCAGGCUUCAACAUAUCGCGCUGGAACACUUCUUCUGUAUGGCGUUAUCGCUACUAUCCCUUUCAACGGACUCCGCCUCGCAUAUUCCGUUGCCUAUAUCAUCCUCAAAAUUCAACAACCCGAAGCCGAGUUUCUGAGCUCCUUGGCGGUCCAAGUCUGUCUCAGCGUCGUUCCCGAGAUGAUUGUUGUCAUAAUCCUCAUCGUGGUGGGACUCAAGACUAUUCACCUCAAUCAACUGUUCAAGACUAGGCCUUAUCAGCUUGGCCAGACUAGCCCAGGUCAAGAUUAUGUUGCCGUAUCUGUUCCCAAAAUCGUUUAA
Messenger RNA from Penicillium verhagenii, 810 nucleotides. RefSeq lists its product as uncharacterized. Lineage: Eukaryota; Fungi; Ascomycota; Eurotiomycetes; Eurotiales; Aspergillaceae. The record is from RefSeq and is a predicted model, not a curated record. The transcript has 3 exons. The coding region runs from base 1 to 810 and encodes 269 amino acids.